Phyllostomus discolor (pale spear-nosed bat) is the source of this 7049-nucleotide messenger RNA. RefSeq names its product aspartate beta-hydroxylase (gene ASPH). Lineage: Eukaryota; Metazoa; Chordata; Mammalia; Chiroptera; Phyllostomidae. Gene Ontology annotation, biological process: peptidyl-aspartic acid hydroxylation. Bases 244 to 879 code for a protein of 211 amino acids. The transcript is spliced from 5 exons. Gene Ontology annotation, cellular component: membrane; endoplasmic reticulum. Gene Ontology annotation, molecular function: peptidyl-aspartic acid 3-dioxygenase activity; protein binding. The record is from RefSeq and is a predicted model, not a curated record.
CCAAAGGGCCGUCGAGUCGCUCUCUGGCCUCUGGAGGGAGUCAAAGGCUUCGGCUCUGUUGAGGGCCGGGCACGCGCAGCCGGCGGGUGAUCGAAAGUCUUCCAGUGCGCUGCGGGUGGUGCUGAGGUACAGGGGCUGCUGUAGGAGCCGCGGCUCGCACCCGCCACAGCGCCCGCCUCAACCCCUGGUUCCCCACGCACUGAGGGAGUCCUACACCCCUUGCCUGUUCCAGAGGUGCGCGAGAUGGCUCCACGUAAGAAUGCCAAGGGCGGCGGCGGCAACAACAGCAGUAGCAACAGCAGCAGCAGCAGCAGCAAUAGUGGCUCGAGCAGCAGUGGAGGUGGCAGCAGCAGCCCCGGGGCCCGGAGAGACACAAAGCAUGGAGGACACAGGAAUGGGAAGAAAGGAGUACUUUCUGGAAGUUCAUUUUUCACAUGGUUCAUGGUCAUUGCACUGCUGGGAGUCUGGACAUCCGUAGCUGUCGUCUGGUUUGAUCUUGUUGAUUAUGAGGAAGUUUUAGCCAAAGCAAAGGACUUCCGUUAUAACUUAUCAGAGGUACUUCAAGGAAAACUAGGAGUCUAUGAUGCCGAUGGUGAUGGAGAUUUUGAUGUGGAUGAUGCCAAAGUUUUAUUAGGCCUGACCAAAGAUGGCAGUAAUGAAAAUAUUGAUUCUCUUGAGGAAGUCCUUAAUAUUUUAGCAGAGGAAAGUUCAGAUUGGUUUUAUGGUUUCCUCUCAUUUCUCUAUGAUAUAAUGACUCCCUUUGAAAUGCUAGAAGAAGAAGAAGAAGAAAGCGAAACCACAGAUGGUGUUGAUGGUACGUCACAGAAUGAAGGGGUUCAGGGAAAGACUUGUGUCAUUUUGGAUUUACAUAACCAGUAACUUUGAUUCAGGGAUUGAAGUCAUUGGCUUAUGAAAACCCGAAGCAGUCUCCUUUUCCUUUCUUUCCUUUGCUCAUCCAGGGCUUAAAGUGCAGUGGGGCAGCUGUGAUGAAACAAUACAAAGCAACCAUGUGAUCUUUUCCCAAAGCACAGCUCCUAGCUAGUCCCUUGCUUGGCGCCCCCACUUCUAGUGAAGAAAGUGGCAUUCCUCAUUCCCGUAGUUGUCUACGAAGCGCAUUGACAAUGAUGUUCUUGGUGGUAUAAUUGGUUUCUGUAUCGUUCUGUUUUGACUCAUGUACUCACUGAACUAAAUCUAGAAACUUAAUAGAGAAUUGUUUUGUGAUUAACCUUUGAUGCUGCUUGUCUUUCUAACACACUAUUAAUUAAGAUGAUUAUAAUGGACUUGAUUAUCAGCAUAUUUCUAGCAUGAUUCAUAAAUGCUUCUCUUUCGCUCUUUAACAUGACUGAUGUAUAAAACGAUUAUUCUUAAGAUACCUGAUUUUUAAAAUUGUAAUUUGUUUAACUGAUUUAUCACAUAGGUUAAUGCCAACUUCAGUGUAAAAUUCUGUAUUAAUGGUGCUUUUACUCCAUGUUUUUGCCUUAGGGUAGUUAAGUUACUGUAUUCAGAUAGUAGUAUGUCUGAAUAUUUCUGUCUAUGGAAGCAAAAUUAUUUUUAAUUUCCUUUUCAAAUAUGCAUCCAGAGAAAGUAAUUUGUAUAUUUUUUAAAAAAGGUGUAUUAUACAAGAAAGAAAAUGUGAAUAUGUAUCUUAAAUAAUGUUGUACAUAUUAAAACUAUUCACCCUAAGUAAGUCUUUUCCAUUUUUUUGUAUUAUCUUAUUAACUAGCUAUCAACUUUGGCUUAGGUAUAAUAUGAAUUUUAGAUUUAUAAUUUAAAUUUAUUAAAGUGGUAAUGCUUUUUAGUGGAAUACUUUUUGCCAUUAGAAUGCCUUAAAAACACCUUUGAGUCUCUUUAUUUAAAGUUAGCUUGCUUGAAUAAUAUUGAAAGCAAUUGUAUUAGCCAUAUAUAACACGCAUUUUGUAAAAUUAGAGUUUAUCCAUUUCCUCCCUCAAAGCUCUUCACAGCUUGAAAGCAAAAAGAUCUAAGACCUUUGGUCUCUUCCACUCUUUUAGGGAGUGGUGUUUUGUGCUUUUAUUUUUAUUCAUUUAUUUUCUAAAGACAAAGGUUUUUUUCUGCCACAUUCUUACAUUUACACUUUUGAGACAUGUAACCAUUACAUUGUGUUUGUUUCAUGUUUUUAAAUCUCUGAGAUUAAAACUUAACUUUGGUUCUUCCUAGAGCUUAAAAUUUUUUGAAAAGUUUGCAUUUUUCUGCUUUUCAGAUGUUCACUUUUUAUAUUUAAAUGAAGUCUUCCAGUAGGUGGAUCAUUCACCCAUUUUUUCAGAUUAAUGUGUUUUUCAGUAAUCAUUCCUGUGGGCUGUCCAAGUGAUAGCCUGAAAGCAGGUCUCCAGUCAGAAUAUGGGAAGCGCAUUGGCCGCCUCCUCUACUCACAACUUGUACAUGGCAAUGAACACUAUCCGAUUUGCUAGUCUCAUUUUUUUCUUUAAAAAGAAGGCAUUCUUUUGCAGUUAAUUUUGGAAGUGAAUACACCAGUUGUAUUUUGACAGUGCUCUUCCAAAGCUUAACUGGCUGUUAAAACUCUAGUUUGUCUUUCCUAAUUAUUCAGGGAAUAUGUUUUAUUCUGUUAAUGUUUCUGACAGUUGAAAGCUUUUGGUAUUAGAAUGUUAAUAUUCAGGAACAAAUGAGUAUCAUUUGGAUAUGAUUUUUCUGAAAGUUGAUGCAGUUUUUGCCCAAACUUAAUGCAUCUUCUCUUUGAAUUAAAGUAUUAUGAAAUAGCAAAAGUAUAUUAAGUUUAGAUUCAAAAGCAUUCUUACAUUUACACUCUUAAUGAAAUUCACUUAGCCAAGUGUCUGAGAUGUAUUUUUUAAAUCAGUCUUAUUUCUUAAUGCUUCAUUGCUACUAACCUCUAGAAGAUGUUUGAUUAGAUUAUAAGAAGUAAAUAAUUAAAAUUGUGUGUUUAAAAAUGUUUGGAAUCAUUAAUUUCUCAACAGGCUCUUUCUGUUGUGAUGCUAACACAUUUUAUGUGCAGAAAUUAAUUAUGCAUUAUUUUUGUUAGUGAAAAAUAAGGGUGUGAGACCAUAAUUUGCCAUUUAUUUGGUACCCCCUUUAAUCAGCCCUUUGGGAAAGACUCACAGGAAGGUAAAGCCCAGGUAGCUGCUGAACCCCUGACUUCUGUGACUUCCUUCAACUUGUGCCUACGGCUCAUUUUGGUGAGAGAAAAUAGUUGUUUGCAAACUUGGUGUAGGGUAUGUUGAAGCUGAAAAAAAUUACCUCAUUUAAAUUUUAUUUAUUAUAUACAUUGUAAUUCUGAAUGUUCUAAGGAUUUAUUGUAUAAGGUUCUGUUUCAUAAUAUAUUUUUCUAGCUUAAACUGAGAAAUUUACUUUAAAAGGCAAAAUUGUAUUCUGUACAUUUUAAAAUUUAUUUAUACUUACAGAAUUUAGAGUUGUACUCUUGUUCCUUUGUUUUUCCAUUUCAAACAACCGCAGGCACUUUGAGGAGUAUGCUCUGUGUGCAGAUGUAGGGUGUCUCCUCAGAGCGGCCCUUCUGCGUCUUCCCUUGCUUGGCCAUUUGUCCAGCUGAAACACACUGAGUUUUCUGGAGUUUGGUACAAAAACAAGGAAUUGGCACUCUGGGGAUUUACUUUCUGCACAUUGGCCGUUUCAGCCCUGAUUUUCUCUAGGACAUCGGUGAUGGCGUGUAAGUCGGUUGGAAAAGCAUCUUCUAUCUGCUGAUCUUAUUUAUUCAGUUUCUGAGGCCUCGCUGCCAUCUGGCUGUCUGUGAGCUGGGGACCUAGUGGACUCAUGCAGAGCUGGAGACCUAGUGGAAUGCUGGGGUAGCCAGCCUUUUCAUCUUGUGCUCCAUCCUUUAUUCUGGACACUACUGAAACUGGAAAAGUUGGCGUUUGUGCUGCCUGUCACUACCAGAACCAAUAAAUAGAGACAAGGAUUGAAUCUUUAUGGGCGCUUUAUUUAAAUGGCUGGCAAUCUGAGAAGAUAGUAGGUUAUAAGGACUGCCUUUCCUCUCAUCUCAAACUGACCUUUUUUGUAAGGAGAAGAAAAGUCUGGGUAAGGGGUUUGGAAUUCAGAGAAAAGGUUAAUCAGAUAAAAGCUGCAACCCAGAAGAUUUCCUAGCAUCCUUUUUUUAUCUGUGUCCCAAGGUGGAAUUGCUUGUGGGUCUCCUGGAGUCAGGGGGGUCAUACUUCCAGUUCCUGGGAUAAUAGCUUUUCAUAUACAUUAAUUAAUAAGCCUAUUAACUAUAACUUAAAGCUAAAAAAUGUUCAACUCUUGAGUUCCCCUAUCACUACCUCCCUGUCUUAUAGAGCUAUAUCCAAACAUGUAAAGAAAAACUUUUUUUCUGCUUGAAUUCUGGUUUGUUUUUCUUCAUAGUUAGCUGGACUGAACAAAAUGUUUCUUUGUCUAUCCUGAUGUUUAUGGCUUUGGAGAAUGAGCAGAAGCAGAUAUAGGCAUAGACAAUUAUUGUUAAUUCGUGCAGUUGGCAGUUAUACCUGCUGGGGGAUUGAUACUCAGUGAUCCUUUCUGUAUAAGAUUCUGAUCUAUAAAACAAAGUAAGACAUUUCUGUGAUUUGGGCUAUGGAAUUUUCUUCAAUCACAGUAUGUAUUUGGAGCACUUGAAUGAAAUUCAGUGACUCAGACUUUAUCAUCACAAGUUGACUGAUGAAACACUACACCAAAUUCUCUGCCUUGGUUAUUUGUUGAAAUAACCACAUAAUACAGAGGAGUAGGUAUUAAAGAGUUAGGAACCAGGUCUUAGAUUUCAUUGAGUCACUCUCCAAAGCUCAGCGAAACAGACGAUGUAGUCCUGGUGAGUGAGAACCUCAGGAACCACCUAUUGCGUAAAGGGACACUGAGGCAUUUCUUUUCUGUGUUUCUUUGUUUAAGCUGUCUUAAAUUAGUGAAACAAUUAUUGGACAUGUUUUUUGAAGAUAAAUGAAUUUUGAACUUCAUACAAUAAACUGACUUAUGCUAACAGAGGUCUUAGGGGAUCUUCCCCAAAUAUUUCAUUUGUAAUUUGAAUCUGCAUUUUAUCUUUAGUCAAACUCUAGCUGUAAUCUCUUCCUAAAUCUAGUCUUUCAGUUCUGUUAUGUUCUAAUCCUCCCUCCCCUACUUAUCAUAGAAGGCUGGAAGGUUUAGAGCUUUCUUUUCCCUUCAAAAUAUCUGUGAUAACAUAUUUACGCUAUCUGUUUAAAAUUGUAAAGAGGUGUAGUGUGUCCUGACAUGCAUUUUUACCAAAAUUAGACAUUCCUUUCAAAGCAACAGUCUGCCUAGUUCACAGUCCCUCUACAUAAGUGGUUGGCCUCUUUUUGCUAUCUUUAGUCAAUGUUGAAAUAAACUAUGACGUUUUACUAUGAAAGGAAAUAGGAUAAGAAACUGAGGCUCCCAGGUAUCACCAGGGACUAUGGGAGAGACUGAAAUGACCUAAGUAUAAUGUGAUACUCAGCCUACCCAUUCUGUGGCCAACUCUGAAAAUCUGCACUAGCUACUCAGGCUUUUGUAAUGGAACCACUCUUCUAAAACUAUGUCUGUUGCAUGUGGUGGGACCCCAGGUCCAAGCAUUGGCUUAAUGAUCGGGCAUUUUAAUUUCAUCCAGAGCAUUUCAUUUUGAAACUGUGGGGGAAUAUGUGGCUCUGAGGCAGUUGUCAAAAUAACAUUAUUACUUUUAGGCAACUUCUUCAUGUUCUAAAGAAAGAAUAUUAGACCUGCUGUUUUCAAAUUUCUGUAUGAGAAUUCCCAAAUAGUCAACACAGCCAUUAACAAUAGUCACUUAGAAACUAUCAGAAUAAACACACAGACAAAAAGGAAAUAAGCAACAUGGUGGUUGUUUAUUUGUUGGCACUCUCUUUGACUGUAACCACAUCCUAAUGCUUCUUUGUUGACUGCUUGCAAUGGGAAUGUAUUCUAUCAAUAAAAUAACUCUUAUCUGCAUGGAUUGCAGAGUACCAAAUAUGCUUCCUUGUCAGUCUCUAAUUGAUAUAAUUUUCUCCAUAUUACUUGGAAACUAUUUUUAAGGAGUUAUUACGUUAUCAUGAAUUUUAUUGUUUGAUGGAAUUGUUCCCUUUUUUCCUUCCUGGAAAAAUAGGUGCUCACUUGACUUUUGACAUUGUAAAGAAACUCGACAUCAACCAUGGUUACAAAUGCUAAGAAAUUAAUUCUGUCUACAAUUAGGAAUUAUAUAAAAGCAAAGUCUUAUAUACAUACCCUAUGCCCUCACAUACAUGCUCUGGGGCCACUUCUCUGCUUCCCCAAACUAGUAAUUUUUUCCCCUCUACAUGCUGUCAUUAACCCUGCCCCACUCACCCCUCCUCCAACAAUGGGCUUCACACUGUUGUUGGAAAAAGAACUGUUGUUAAGUGUCCCUGAAUCGAACUUCUGUGAGCUGCUCACUGCCGUGACAGUUACUGUCUUCAGUGAGUAUUCCAAACUUUUCAGCCCUUGCAUCUUCCUUUCUCUGUAGAGGUCAUUUUGCUUCCUGCUUUUCUAAGGUAGUCACCCCUAACUCGGGUGCCAUUAUGUUUCCUUCUUUACCCUGUAUGACAUUUAAUUACUCUUAUUUUUUGAAUCAUUGUUUCCUCCCUCAUUGGUCAUUUUUUUCAGAUGUGGCAUCUUCUGGUUUCCAAAGCCAAUGUUUUCCUUUGUGUCUGCACCUCCUUCUUCUGGCCUCAUCAUUUUUCCCCUUUCUCAUAAACUAAGUUUCUUUUUUCUCUAGGCAAACCUAUGUCUUCCUCUAGCCUUCAGUACAUACGAACACAAAUGAAAUUCUUCAAAACCCUAUUCCUUUUGUGCCCCCUGAGAAUCUUAGGAAAAUACACAUAUGAUCAGUUUUCUUCUAAGGAGGUAAGAGUGGCCCUUGUGAGCACCCUGAGUUUUGCUCACCUCUGUUUUCUCAUCACCGUAAUGUGACUGCUACUUCUUGUACUUCUUGUAUAAAAGGGACUACAGUACCUCUUGUACUAUAAUCUGGAGAACCUAAUUGGAUGUUUAAUGAUUAACAUAAUUCAGUAUUGUCCUCAUUGUAAACUUUUGUUCAUGCCUUCCUUCCUAAUACUGCUCCUUUAGUUUUUAGAACUGCAUUU